Messenger RNA from Jatropha curcas, 1170 nucleotides. RefSeq names its product Class I peptide chain release factor. Gene Ontology annotation, cellular component: chloroplast. Gene Ontology annotation, molecular function: translation release factor activity. Lineage: Eukaryota; Viridiplantae; Streptophyta; Magnoliopsida; Malpighiales; Euphorbiaceae. Gene Ontology annotation, biological process: translational termination. The record is from RefSeq and is a predicted model, not a curated record.
UAAUAUCUUUUCCAUCAUUUUCAGUUUCAAGUCAUUUUAUGAAACGGCAAUGGCAGCUCAGCUGGCAUUGAAAUCAGUUCUUCUUUUCAAACUUGCAGGCAGAAACACAAGUUAUGGCGGCACUGUGUCAAAUUACUGCUAUAGUUUCUACAACAAAGCAAUUGUGACAACGACGACAAGAAAGCCAGAAUUUCAACAGGGACAAUUGCGGUGCUUUACUACUAGCAAUGAACAAGGAAAGAGAUAUUUGGAAUUAUCAGAUGAGGAACUAAUGAGACAGUGCGAGAUGGACACUUUCAAGGCCUCAGGCCCUGGCGGUCAGCACCGGAACAAGCGCGAGUCUGCCGUCCGUAUUAAGCACCUCCCUACCGGUGUUAUUUCUCAGGCAGUUGAGGACCGUUCACAGCACAAGAAUCGUGCUUCAGCCUUAAGGCGCCUGCGCACUCAUUUAGCUCUCAAAGUCAGGAACAAUGUGGAUCUCAAUUCGUAUUUGCCUCCUCCUGAGCUUCUUCAAAUUCUUCCUCUUAAGUCAACUAUUAGAGGUCCAGAAUGCGGUCCACAAAUUGGACCUAAUAAUCCUAAAUUUGUUUUGGGGAUGCAAGCUCUUCUGGAUCUAAUCUUUGCUGUUGAGGGUUCUGUAUCAGAAGCAGCAAAAUUGCUUGGGUUAAGCACAGGGGCACUAUCGAGGUUGCUACUAUCGGAUGACUCUCUUCGCAUGGCUGUGAAUGAUUUGAGGACUUCCAAGGCAGAAAAGAAUCAUUAUCAUGAGCUUUUUGCAGGGUUUGAAGCCUCUGAAGUAGGAUGAUGGAAUUUCAGAGGGCUGAAUAUUGAUUUAGAGUCAUUGUGAACCAGGGAGACAUGUUUUGGCAGCUAAUUUAUUCGGAUUUGAACUGCAACCUCUGAAGCAUCUGAAGGUGAGGACAGUUUACUGAAGAGCAGUCUUUAAAAAUGUGAAUUAAUGAGCUAUUUAGCAUUAUAUUGACAUGUAUAGUCUGUAUAUGCCUUAACGUAUAUUAUUUGGUACAAUCUAAAAUGAAAAACAAAGAAUAGGACUUAGAAAACAAAUCUGGUUGGCCUGUAAAGAGCACUUUACUAUGAUAAAAAGCCUGAUUGGGCACUAAAAUGCUAGAGUCCCAAUAUUUAAUUUAGAUAUAACUCAUUUCCAUACUA